Molecule: messenger RNA, 2115 nt
Organism: Ooceraea biroi (clonal raider ant)
Lineage: Eukaryota; Metazoa; Arthropoda; Insecta; Hymenoptera; Formicidae
Product: androgen-induced gene 1 protein
Cellular component (GO): endomembrane system; membrane
Source: RefSeq, a predicted model, not a curated record
GAUGAUUACACAUUUCAGACUACUCGCGAACAGCCGUGAGAUGCGAAAGGGCCUAGCGAUCGGAUUCCACGCAGUUAGUUUCCUGCAAUUCGCUUUUGCGGUUUAUUACGAUUACACAUAUACGAUCGUACCAGACAAUGUCACAAGGGUGCACAGCGCCUUUGGUGGGAAGUUCAAGUUUCUGACAUUUUGGGACGCGAUACUGCAAGCUGUAUUCUUCUUAGUAUGUCUUUUGAACGAUAUGUUUGGCACAAAUGCUGUAAAUCCCAAAAAGGUGCCAUUCAUACGGAAAUUCAAGGAUUAUUUCCACGCGAGUCUCGGAUUUCCUGUUGCUAUGUUCGUUGGUGUAACUUUCUGGACAUUGAUGUUUGUGGACCGUGAACUGGUAAUGCCGAAGGUAUUCGAUCUAUACUUUCCAUGGUGGCUAAAUCACUUACUGCAUACGAUGAUUAUGGUAUCGACCAUGUUGGAAAUGAUUGUCGCGCCACGACAAUACCCUAAACGGUCUCGUUCCUUCGGAAUACUCAUGAGUUUCAUGCUCGCAUACCUAAUCUGGAUACAUGUAAUCUAUUACAAGAGCGGCGUAUGGGUGUAUCCUGUGAUGGAAGUGUUGACGCAGCCGCUGCGGAUUCUGUUUUUCGCGGUGCUGCUGACGUUCUGCACGAUCCUGUACUUCAUCGGCGAAGCGUUGAACAACUUCGUUUGGGGUAACGAACAUACUAAGCAUAAAAAAUCUCACAGCAAAUCUAAGUAGCCUCGCCCAAGCGUCCCUAAUGGGUGACAGACCGCAUCGCGUUUCUGCCUGCCGCCUGCGGUGGUGGUGAAACAAGCAAACAUGGAUAUUUUCUACACCUCCGUUGCAGCAUGCACGUAUAUAUCAUUUAUAUAAGGAUGAGCGUCAUUUAGAAUUUUUAUUGUUGUGUAUGUGCAUGCAAGGCGCAGUUUAAGGCAUAAAGGUGAGGAAUCGCAUAAUCGUUAACAUGGCGCGGUAAAGAUAACACGGAGUGAGCAGGAGCAUGUAAUGCAUAUCUCGCGACAAUGGACCAAGGGACAACUAAUUUAUAAAUGGUGUAAUGUUUUUGCGCGCCGACUCCGAGCAGAAUGAUACGCAUCCAUCAAUUCACGCCCACAAUAAUACUUAUUUUUGUACUUUCGUAGCGAACGAUACACUAUUAUAUUAUUGUUUUUACCAAUAAAGUUAACGUGGUGCACGGAGAAUAUAUAUGUGUGUAAAUAUAAUAUGCAUAUGAUGAUACGAUAUCAUACGUAAUACGUGACAACAUGUGUGCCCGCACUAAAGUCCAGGUGUAUUUGUGAUCGAGUGUAGGAAAAAAAUACGUAGCGGUAGCGGAGAGUGCGGAGCCAGUUUUGAAAACGUAGAAACAGCCAAUGGACAAGAGGAGUCUGAAAUAUCGUAAUGAUACCGAUCAGCUGAAGAUAAUCGUCAUCGAUGACAUUUUCUUGCUGCUAUGAUGCUAUGUGAUGAGCAGUGCUCUGGGAAAACCUAACGUUUUUACAAGCCCGACAUUGACAUAGAUACGUUCUAUGCAAUGUAGUACACAUGGAGCCGCUGUUUGCAGUUUUAAGUUAGAAAACAUUCUAACUUAUUUUUUUGUUAAUUUUGCUAUCAGUAUGUCUGACAUGUUACUGAUCAUUGGUUCAACAUUCAAUUAUGAAUAAGAUAUUUGAUGAGAUGUACGGCCUAAGGAUUGACAUUGAUUGUCAAUAUUUUCUUAGAAAUUUUAUUAAAUAUGUUCUCAGACGAAUCUUAAUAUCUUUUUUGUGCCAAAGUGUAGCUUGAAUUCAAAUAUAUAUAUAUCAUCGGUAAUAGUUAACAAGGAAAACUUUUCUCAAGUGUCUAAUUUCAAUUAGAAGACUUGAGUUUCUUUCCUUGGAACAGCAUGCAUUGUUCACAGAUUGUCUGUGCGGUAUAAUAAUCUAUAAUAAAAAUGUAAAUAUAUAGUGUCGACAGCUGCUCGAUUUUUUCCGAAAAGAUAGAAAAAAAAGAUAUCUUUAGUGUGAUUGACUUUAACGUAUUGAAGGAAAGCAAUAUACAGUUUGGUAUUAUAUAUACAUAGUAAUAGCUAAAUUGUAUGCACAAACUUUAAAAGUACU